Messenger RNA from Styela clava, 2039 nucleotides. RefSeq lists its product as uncharacterized. The record is from RefSeq and is a predicted model, not a curated record. NCBI's taxonomy places the organism in Eukaryota, Metazoa, Chordata, Ascidiacea, Stolidobranchia, Styelidae.
UGACGUCAGUGAUCAUAAACAAACAAGAAGAAAAUAUGAAUUUUGAGAUCGAGCAGGGUUCAUUUAAAGAAAUCAAAAGUAGAUGGGAGCAAAAAGGGGAGAAUAAUUCAUACGGCAAUAAUUCGCCGUCCGCAACUAAAAUCGAAACGAGAGAGCAAAAACUCAAACGUUGGGCAGAAUCGGAGAGAAGAUAUUGGGAAAUGCAAAAGGCUAAUAAAGAACAAAAAUAUCAAGAUCAAAUAACUAUGGCGGAACGAAAGAAAACGAUAAAAAAAGGGGUUGCCCGAAAGGCUGAUGAUGCUUCUGACAAAAAAGAAAAUUUACGUGAAAACGAAAGGCAACAGGAGAAACUAACACGAUGGGCAGCAUCGGAGCAGAGAUAUUGGGAGGAACGAAAAGCUGCUCAAGAGCAGCGAUAUCGGGAAAGAAGAUUUCUAGAAGAACUUCGGAGAGGUGAAGAAAAUGAAACAGAUGAUAUUACAGAAAUACAAAAAGCUAUAGAAUAUGACGUCGUACCGGAGACCAAUGAGGUCAAUGAUCAGACGGAAAAUAAAAUACUAGAUAAAAACGAAAAUCAACAGGACAAAAUUAAACGAUGGGCAGCGUCGGAGCAGAGAUAUUGGGAGGAACGAAGAGCUGCUCAAGAACAGCGAUAUCAAGAAAAAAGAUAUAAAGCAGAACUCCAAAGAGCCGAAGAAGAGCAGCAGUAUCAAGCUAGAUAUCAAGAAGAGCUUCGAAAAGCCGAAGAAGAGCAGCGAGUUCGAGACCAAAUACGUCAAGAAGAGCUUCGAAAAGCUGAAGAAGAGCAGCGAGUUCGAGAACAAAGACGUCAAGAAGAGCUUCAAAAAGCUGAAGAAGAGAAGCGCUAUCAGGAAGCAAUACGUUUAGAAAAGCUUCGAAAAGCAGAAGAAGAGAAGCGCUAUCAGGAAGAAAUACGUCUGAAAGAACUUCGAAGAUCUGAACAGGAGAAGCGAUAUCUGGAAAAUAGACGCCGAGAAGAUCGUCAAAAAGCAGAACAAAAGCAGCGAAAUCAAAAAAGAAGGAAUCCUGGAAAUUAUAUCCAGAAACAAAAAGUUCAAACAAACAUAAAUGGAAAUAUUGACUUAGGGAACGUAGUCAAUGCUUUCCGUGACAAUGAAGAAAAUUACGCAUCACAGAAUGGAUUUUCAGAAAUGAAUACGCAUGGUGAAAUUGCCGUUGGUGCCACUGGUGCCAUGAAUACGUACAGGGAAAUUGGAGUUGGCGCCACUGCUGCCACGGAAACGUACAGGGAAAUUGCCGUUGGCGUCACUGCUACCACGGAAACGUACAGGAAUAUUGCCGUUGAAGUCACUGCUGCCACGGAUACGUACAGGGAAAUUGCCGUUGGCGUCACUGCUGCCACAGAAACGUAUAAUGAAAUUGCCGUCGGCGUCACUGGUGCCACGGAAACGUAUAGUGCCAUGGAAGCUGUGGGAUGCGUGGUAUCUUGAAGUAAUCAUAAACAGACCUGAGCUGAAAGCACGAACUUUUUGUAAAUUGGACUUAGACCUACCUAGGAACACGAGUUCCCUUUAAUUCGAUUAGUCCAGAGAUUACCCCAGGAGUCAACGAACAAAAACAAAGCCACCGACCUGUAAAUUGUUGUAGUGCAACGACACGCAGGAUUGAAUAUAGUAGGAUCGAUCAAAAUCUAACAAUUUGUAUACAAUAAAGUGACGUUCAUUAUAUCUUCAGUGGCAGUGGCAGUUUUCAGUUCAGUUCCUACGUGUUACAAUUAACAAUAAACUGUAUUUGUAAGAUUUGAAGCAAUACAUCUUCGUAAUUCCCGUACUUAAUUGAAUACACACGGAUAGAGUCGUUUGAAUUACUUAUCACUCCAUUCCGUUGAAAAUUGACCAUCUUACAUUAGUUUACAAAUUAUUUCAUAUCAUGCCAAUCUUUUUGAUGUAUUUGUUGCAAUGCUUAGCAUUUAACAAGAUCUUGAUUUGAUUUUGUUAUUCAAUGGCAAUACAUUAUUUCUAUUAAAUAUUAAAUAAGCAAUGUAAUUGUCAUUUGUA